Phytophthora sojae is the source of this 1884-nucleotide messenger RNA. RefSeq lists its product as hypothetical. The transcript is spliced from 2 exons. The record is from RefSeq and is a predicted model, not a curated record. Bases 112 to 1884 code for a protein of 590 amino acids. NCBI's taxonomy places the organism in Eukaryota, Oomycota, Peronosporomycetes, Peronosporales, Peronosporaceae.
CCGUCGGCCCGGAUCCUCGAGCGCGUGCGGGAGAACGCGACCGACCUGGCGCUGCUGGCCACGGUCACCACGCACGACUGGAAGCUGCUGAGCGACAAGAACGGCACGCAAAUGUACGAGAUGACGGGCGAGUCCCUCUCGAGCAACGUGAGCACGGUGCGGACUUUCGGCAAGGGCGGCGGCGGCCACCCGUCCGAGUUCUACCUCGUCCGAGCCGCGACGACCGUGCGCGCAGACGUCAACACCAUGCUGGACGUGCUGCGGACCAGCACGUCCGAGGACUUCCGCACGGUCAUGAAGAAGAUUUUCCACAAACAGUUCGAGAGCGGCGCCGUCGUGGACUCCCUGAGCUGCACGACGCCGCCCCCGUACGCGCCCAGUCCGGACAGUAAAGGGUGCAACGGGGGCUGGCAAUUGUUCAGUGAGGAUGACGGCUACAGCGCCAACUGGAUCACGUUGAGGGCCUUCACGAAGUUAGAGGGUCUCGACGGCCCCCGAGACUUCACCAUGAUCUGCUACCAGGACGUCUUCGAACGAGCCUACAUCAGUGACAAGCUCACGCGCGUGGGCCGGCGAGCGUCACGAGACCCGCACCGGCCGCAACCCGUGACGGGGUCGAGACUUAUCGGAGUGUACACGUUCUCCAGUAUGAACUUCAGGGACAUCCCAGAGCUGCCAAAGUCCUCUAAGACCGACCGCCUGCACUUCCGGAACUCUGGUGUCAUCGUGGAAGAGCUGGUCGAAGAGGACGCCAACGGCCCCACGGUUCGAGUGAGCUUGCUGCUGUCUCUAAUGCCGGCCAAGUUGGUGCUGAAGGAGGUCUCGCAGAGCCCGCGCAUGCGUGUGGCGGUCGCUGCCGGGCAUGAAGUGGCCAAGAAGUACCGGAAAUGGCUGCAAACGCUCGCGCUGGGGGUCAGUCACUUGGCAGAGGCAGCAAAGCCCGCUGUCACCAUGCAACACCUGAGCAAAAUGACGUGGACGGAGAGCGAUCGCUGCUACUUGUGCCUGAAGACGUUCCGCACGUACCGCAGACGCCACCGCUGCCGCUUCUGUGGCGAGGCGUACUACCAGCAGCAGAAGAUGAGCUUCUCCACCAUCAGCAGCAGCUCGUACUCGGGUCUGUCGCGCGACGAGCGCGCUCAGCUGGCACUGUACGCUUCCACCAGCUCAGCAGAGUUCAUGGGCAAGCCGCCGCCCUCGUCGACUUCUGUGAGCUCAAACCCCACGCCCAGCAGCUUCACGCCAUCGGACGCCUCGUUGAGCGCCUUCUUGGCUCGAGACCCCGAUAUUCUCUCGCUAAAUGGACUGACCCUAUCUCCUGGAGGCUCGGUGGCCCCGAGCGCAACGACUGCCAUGGACGACGAUGAGCACAACGACUUCACCUACAAGCACAGCAGUGUGCCGCCGUACGCAGACCUUCGCUCGAGUUACGCCACCACUGCUGCCACAAACGAAGGCAGCAACCACAGCCAGUUCAACUACGCCAACAUGACCCCCCAGGAGGUGCAAGCCACUGAGCGUUUACUUCGCGAGGCGAAUACCCGAGGAAACACACGCAUCAAUGGUCAGCCUCCGCUCGAUGGUCGACGCCACCAGCCGCAAUACAAGCACGACUACGACCAAAGUCCGGUAGAACUCGCCAACAAGAAGGUCUACCACGUGCCGGGGGUAGCUCAAAGCUCCGGGGGUUUCUCCCCAUCGCACUCACAGAGGUCGUCAUACUCGUCUGGAAGCGCCCGCAGCGACUUGAUCCAGUUGAACCCGCCAGCCAAGACCCCGGCGGUGUCGAGUAAAAUGGACUUAGUAGUUUUCGACGACAACCGACAAGCGAAGACUCUGGACCAAGUAGGGAGCUCCAACGAUAUGAUUCCGCUCACGUUCUGA